CUCAUAUCAUUUUUAGUUAUUAUGUUACACUAUAGUAAGUGUAUUUAAAACCUAAAAUAGUUGUGCAUUAACGGAAUAUUUUUACUAGAUAUGUUUAUAAAAACAAUUAGAAACAAAACCAGUAAUAAAUAACUUCAACUUUUGAUACGUAUUGCAUUGCAGCGUGAACGCGUGACGUCACCAGAGCUACUUUGACCCGACUGCUUACACAACAGUACUUAAGGAAGUAGGUGAAAGGUUCAUGGAAUAAACUGUAAAACAAUUUCCUCAAUGCUGAACUAUCAAUUUUAAAAAUAAAAAUUGCGAUUCUUAUGUAUUAGUAAAUGGUCAGCUCAAAAGCUGGUUGAAUGUAGUAAAGUCAUAAUAAUGUAGAAAAAUGGGGAUACAAACAAGACUGAGACAGAUUUUCAGUACUGUAUUGUGAGGGAGCUAAUCCAUAACUUUUCAGAUGUAUUUGUAAAGCAUCUUAAUAGAAAUAUAACGAACUGGCUUUUAUUGACAUAAAAGUAUGGACUUUGUUUAAACAACAGCCAAGACCGGUACAACCAGUAUUAAAAAAGAAAAUAAAAAAGAAACAGGUUCAACUACGGCUAAGCGAUGAGAUGAGGGUGUUUUUACUUACUUAUUUAUUAUUAUUAUUAUUAUUAUUAUUAUUAUUAUUAUUAUUUGCAUCGGGCGGGGUGGUUACUUAAUACAGCAAAUACAUGUAUUCAAAAUCUCACAUCUCCCAAGUUUAAUCAUUUACCUGAGCUCAUUGUGUGAUCUAGUACGUGUGCGUGGAGUUUGGAAUCUGACCCCCACUCCAUCUAAAGACAAACUAUUUAUUGCUGUCGAUCUGUGAGAGGCUGUCUGCUUUGUAUUAGCUUAAUUCUGAAAACGUCAGUUACUCCAGGGUUUGUUUUAAAUGAGCUGCUAGAUAGUUGCAAUAAUUUGAAAUCCAAUAACCCUAAAUAUGCUAAGGCUAAAUCUGAUUUUCAUCUGCAUAUUUUUUAUUCAAUUUUCUGCUGCUGCUAAAGUUUCAGACCAAACGUCUGGACCAAGACUCAACAAUGAAAAACUGUACAAGUACAGCUAUGCUGCUGAGGUGCUGUUGGACAGAGCCAAAGGGACGGCCGAGGAAAGCACAGGUUAUAGGAUUUCAACCAGCGUCAACGUCAACUUAGUUUGGAGAAAUCCAAGCAAUAAAGAUGAGCAGCUCAUCAAAAUAUUGAUGAGUGACGUCAAGAUUGAAAAUGUGAACAAACGUGACGACAAGAGAAACAUCUUCCUGGGGUCGUCUGCAAAAAGCAUCCUGGGAAAAGACAAUCUGGCAGCUCUAGAAAAACCACUAAUCCUUCACUUGAACUUUGGAAAGGUCAAACGCUUGUAUUCCUAUCAGAAGGAACAUGCAGUUAUUAGGAACAUCAAGAGGGGUUUGGUCAGCCUCUUUCAGUUGCAGCUCAGCUCUGGCAGGGGGGAAGAGGAGGAUGUGUCUGGAAAGUGCAAAGUUAAUUACCAGAGUCGUCAAAACCAGGUGACUCGAAUCAAGGAACUGGACAGCUGCAAGACUGCUGACACAGGCUUCACAAGUCACAGCAAGGUAUUGGGAGUUAGCAGCAAGUCCACAUCAGCCACUGUUUUUACACUGGAGGAUGGAUUCAUCAAAUCGGCACACUCCGAGGAGAAUCACCUUCUGUCUUUGAAUGUGCGACAGGCUAUCGCAGCCAAAAUUGUAUCAAAACAAAUGUUGCAGCUGGUAAAGAUUGAAGCUGGACCCAAAGAAACAGCUGGAAAAGAAGUGAAGAGCAUUAUCAAGACUUUGGACCCAAAGUAUGUGUCCAUUCCCCUGGCAGCUGAAACAGUCAAAUCAGAAUGCAAAGGCUGCCCCACUCUCUGGGAGCACUGGCAGUCAGUCAGUAAAGAAUUUGAACCCAAGAGCCUCUCCAAUUCCACAGCCGCCAGAAAAUUCCUCUCCCUGAUCCGGACUAUGAGGAAAGCACAGAAGGAGGAGAUCCUGCAGGUGCUCAGAAGUGCAAGCAGCUCUGUCCUCCCUCCAUUAGUGGACGCAGUUACCUCAACUCAAACCUUGGCCUCGCUAGAAGCUAUCCUGGAGUUCCUUGAUUUCUCCGAUGAGGAGGGUCUUGUGUUACAGGAGAGGUUCCUCUAUGCCUGUGGCUUUGCUUCUCACCCCAAUGAGGAAAUGCUAAAAGCAUUGAUGGGCAUACGGAAUGGGAAAAUUAGCAGCAAUGACAUCAAGGAGUCUGUUGUAAUUAUCAUGGGAGCCCUUGUUAGGAAGCUUUGUCAGAAGGGAGGCUGUGAGCUUCCAGCUGUUGUGGAGACAAAGAAGUUGAUUUUAGAGGGCCCAGACAGCACUGAGGUGGAGUCGGAGAUCCAGAUGUACCUGCUGUCUCUGAAGAAUGCACUCUUACCUGAGGCUGUCCCUCUGUUGACAAAGUAUUCCGAGUCAGGAAGCGGGACCAUCAGCAGUAUUUCCAUCGCAGCCCUCCAGAAGUAUGAUGUUUCCUUGAUAACAAAAGAGGUCAAGAAGACCCUGAACCGAAUCUAUCACCAGAACCACAGAGUCCAUGAGAAGACUGUCAGGACAGCUGCAGCGGAUCUCAUUUUCAGCAGCAACCCCACAUACAUGGAGGUGAAAAACCUGAUGCUCUCCAUUGGAUCCCUGCCUCACGAAAUGAACAAGUACAUGCUCUCCAAGGUCCAGGAUAUCUUGCAUUUUGAAAUGCCAGCAAGUAAAGUGGUUCGGCAAGUGAUGAGGAACAUGAUUGCUUACAACUAUGACCGUUUCUCCAAAGUGGGAUCAUCGUCUGCUUUCUCUGGCUACAUUACACGUGAUCCGGACACGACUGCCACCUACAGUUUGGACAUCCUUUAUUCAGGCUCUGGUAUCCUGAGGAGAAGUAACAUGGACAUCAUGACUUUCAGCAAGGACACCCAGCUUCAUGCAAGCCAGGUUGUGAUUGAAGCUCAGGGUCUGGAAUCGCUGAUCGCAGCCACUGCUGAUGAGGGGGAGGAGGACCUGGAGUCCUUCUCAGGGAUGUCUGCUGUGCUCUUUGAUGUGCAGCUCAGGCCAGUCACCUUCUUCAAGGGUUACAGCGACCUCAUGUCCAAGAUGUUCACAGCAACGGGGGAGCCCAUUAAUGUGGUCAAGGGUCUCAUUCUGUUGGUGGACCACUCACAGGUGAUCCAGUUACAGUCCGGGCUGAGGGCCAGUGCAGAGUUCCAGGGAGGGCUGGCCAUUGACAUUUCAGGUGGCAUGGAGUUCAGCCUCUGGUACAGAGAGUCCAAGACCAGUGUCAAUAACAAGGGAGCCAUGGUUGUAACUGGCAAUGUUACAGUGGAUAUGGACUUUGUUAGAGCUGGAGUGGAAGUCAGCUUUGAGACUGAAGCUGCACUGGACUUCAUCACAACAGUGAAAUUUUCACAGUACCCGUUUUUGGUGUGCAUGCAGAUGGAAAAAGCUCAGUUUCCAUUCAGACAAUUCCUGACCAAGUAUGAAAGCCUGGCUUCUGGAAAACACUACAUCUCCCGUAAAGGCAGGAGAGAAAUUGUGCCUGGUUCAGAAUUCCCUCUCCAUCAGGAAAACUCCAACAUGUGUAAGAAAGUGUUUAGUGAAGGGUCAGACUGGUAGUGAUACAAAGAGAAAACGCCGGAAGAGUGGCAUAGGGCUGGCAAGCCGCUUUAGUAACUAGUGAAUUAAGAUGUACACUAUUCAAACGAUGUACAUGCAGUGUUUACAUAUUUACAGCUAUUUAAAACUUUUGUAAAGUAAAAGAAAUAUACAACACAUUGAUAUGGGAAACAUUUAUUCUGUUUCCUAUAGUUUGAGACCUCACAAAAAGAGAUGACCAGUCUUAAACUACACAACAGUGCUGUAUGUAAAAAAUAAAAAUAAAAAAGGCUUUCUAACUCCUAAGUAGUUUAACUUUAUGAGUAAUACCUGACAUUCCCCUUUUGCUGUGCAUCAUGUGGUCAGAUUUUAUAUAUAUUUUCAUUUUGUAUUAUUUGUUGGUAGGUCUGUGGAAAAACAAGGGUUUUGUAAACCUGUUUUUUUUUUUUUUUUUUAAAUAAAUAUUAUGGUGCUGUGUUGGUUAGAAUCUCAACUCAGUGCAGCUUCCUUUUUUUAAAAGUUGUCUACUGUAGGAUCAUCUUUGUCAAAAAGAAAACACAGUAAACUAAGUUUUCUAAGUGAAAGUCCGAAUUUUAAGUUUCGAUGAGUAACAGUGGAUUUUGUCAUAUUUAUUUUAAUAUUGUAUGUUAAUCCACUGUUAUAAACAGAUUCAAAUCUUGAAUCCUUAAAACAUUUCAAAUGAAAUCAAACUUUAAAGAAAGAAAGAAAAAAAAAGAUAAUCCUUCACUGAAAAUAAAACACGUUGCUUAUUUGUAACUGAUCUAGCCUUUUUUUGAUCUGCAAGAAUGUUUUCUCCCCUUUUCUUUUCCUGUUUCUUAAAGUGACUGUUCAAAAUGCCAAUGACGACCUGAUUUAUGACAUGGUGUUUUUACAGAGAUUGUGUUAUGCCCUUAACAAUUGGUAUGUGUAGUCACAGGUGUGACCCAAGAAUGCCUAUGUUUUUAAAAAUGUUUAGCUUUCUUGAAUGUGUUUACAUCCACACUAUUGGCACUAUGUACAUUUGAGAAGUUCACACUGUUAUUUAUUUCUGAUACACUUGAAUAGUGAUAGAAAGCAUGGUGGCACAUGUAUAAUAUUGUUUGAUUACCCUAUUGAUGUAGUUAUUGGGUAUAAACUGUAACACCGUACAGAAACUGUGCCUUCGUGUUGACUGGGAUAGAAUUAUUAAAUUAAUUGUGUGGUACGCUUUAGUUAUGUAUUUGAACUCCUCACCAUGGUAAUACAUUUUUGUGGACAAUAUGGGGAGGGGACAAACAAUAUUGGAAUUACAUUAUUCAGAUUCCCAGUGUGCUGGUUGCUAUUAUGACUGAACCAGGUCAUUUUUUAAAAUUAGCCUUGAAGAAUGGAGGUGUUUUUUCAGAUUACAAAGUUAGAUUCCUGCAUCCCGGUUGAUUUUUAGCAUCGUCAGGAUUAACUUUACUGUGAUGCUGACCAAAUUCUAUUUAUUAUUAUUUUUCACAAAGAACAUUACUGAAUUAUGGUGAAGCUGACAUUGCGAAAGAUUAGAUAGAAUAGAUAGGCACUGUAGAUAGAUGGGGUGGGAAAGACCUCAAAAUAAAAUGAUUGCCCUGGUAAGAUGCAGCAUUUUAGCAAUUUCAUUAUUUUCCAGUUGUUUAUACCAUGUUAUAUUUCUUUCAGGUACUUUAUGUACAUUUGUUUUUCUCUCCAUUUUUAAGUGAGACAUUCCCUUAUUCCAAGUGUAAUCAGGAAAUAAAGGAACAAUUGAGUGUUGUGUGA
Acipenser ruthenus (sterlet) is the source of this 5365-nucleotide messenger RNA. Its product is annotated as microsomal triglyceride transfer protein-like. The transcript has 18 exons. Gene Ontology annotation, biological process: cholesterol homeostasis; lipid transport; lipoprotein metabolic process. Lineage: Eukaryota; Metazoa; Chordata; Actinopteri; Acipenseriformes; Acipenseridae. Gene Ontology annotation, molecular function: lipid binding. Bases 953 to 3628 code for a protein of 891 amino acids. Gene Ontology annotation, cellular component: Golgi apparatus; basolateral plasma membrane; endoplasmic reticulum. The record is from RefSeq and is a predicted model, not a curated record.